CAUAUAUAACCAAGGAAAUAAAUUUUAAAAAACUAAAGUGAACACAAACACAUUUUCAGAAUCCCAAGGAACAUCCACUUUUCUCAUCACCCUGCGUUGACUGACUCAUACUACUACUAUUCCUACUCUUUCUUAAACUCAUCCCUGCUUUUCUGUUUUCUUCCAUAACUUGUACAUAAAUAGACCCUUCUCAUCAUUUUUUGUUGCCAUCAACUCACACUGUGUAGUAUACCUUGUUACAAAAUGAACAAUCUUCAUUCCCUAGCUUACACUGCUGCUACUACUAGCCUCUGUGGUUCUUCCCUAGGUUGGGAUUAUCACAACCUUGGAGUUCUCAACGCGGACAAAAUGUCUUUAAUGGAAGCUAUGGAGGGAAGUACACCAUCACUCUCCCCUCAACAUUCUGAUUUCUCAACUGGGUAUCUCGAAGAUGCUUUGAUUGAAUCAUGUGAACGUUCCAAACGUAGACGCUUGCUGCCAUGUACUACUGCUGAUGAGCAUAGCAUGAGUUUCAUAGAUGACCUUGAGCAGAGUUUCUGGAACUUCAACCCCUUAUGGCACCAACCAGUGGAGAACUUCAACUUCUACUGCAUGAACCAGAUAGAAAGGUUUUGUGGAUUUUCAGAUGAACUUAUAAGCACAUCAAGGAGCGAGGAAGCAAACAUUCUUCUAGCAGAUUCUAAAACACCGGAAGAGACAAUAUCAGCCUCUGAAUCUUUAAAUUCAUCCUCAUCUUCUUACAAACAACCGGUGACAUGCAAAACCACAGACCCCACAGUAGCCCCAACAGGAAGUGAUGAAAUGGGGAAUAAAAAGGUGGUAACAAGAGUGGUGUAUCCAUUUGCAAUGGUGAAGCCAGGAGGUAGGGAAGGUGAUGUGACAUUAAAUGACAUAAAUGAGAGGAUCCUAAUGCCUCCUACAAGGCCAGUGAGGCAUCCAGUUGGGGACUUUGCAUGUCGGCCAUGCGUGUCCGCAGAGGGUCCAGGCCUUUCAGGGAAAGCAGUGGUGGCCCUUACUAGAAUUCACACACAGGGAAGAGGCACAAUCACUAUUAUCAGAACCAAGGGCUAAACAAUAUUCAGCAGUGUUGUGUUAUGGCUUGCUUGCUUGCUUGCUUGCUUGGCUAGCACCUAUCUAGCUAUUACUUCAAGCAGCUUUUUGAGCCUGAUUUGCUUUGUUUUCAUCAGUCCUUCUUCCAAUUGUAAAGAUGGAAAGCGAUAUCUAUGUAUGUGCAUACACCUUAUAUAAUACUUGAAUCUUAUGUUAAAGCUGUUCUUCUCAG
Messenger RNA from Vigna umbellata (rice bean), 1282 nucleotides. Its product is annotated as XRI1-like protein. Gene Ontology annotation, biological process: female meiotic nuclear division; male meiotic nuclear division. NCBI's taxonomy places the organism in Eukaryota, Viridiplantae, Streptophyta, Magnoliopsida, Fabales, Fabaceae. The record is from RefSeq and is a predicted model, not a curated record.